AUGGAACUCUUACCUGAAGGACAAAAGAACAAUACGGAAGUGAACUGGGAAGAUCAGCAGAAAAUUAACAAUUUCUCUACGCUCAUAGCGAGAAAGGACAGACUUUCAGAGGAGUUGAAAGGAUACAGGACGGAAAAAGAAUAUUUGGACGAUCUCUCGAUGGAAAUUGAACUUCUUGACGAAGACGAAAAGGUAAACUAUAAAAUUGGUGAUGCAUUUAUACUACUGAAACAAGAAGAAGCUGUGGAAAAGCUCCAGCAAGAGAACGACCAUUUGGACAAUGAAAUAUCUAGACUAGAGUCGUUGGUAGAAGAUCUUGACGGUAAAUUAGCAGUGUUGAAAAAACAACUUUACGCAAAGUUCGGAACUGCUAUCAACUUGGAGCGUUAA
Molecule: messenger RNA, 390 nt
Organism: Brettanomyces nanus
Lineage: Eukaryota; Fungi; Ascomycota; Pichiomycetes; Pichiales; Pichiaceae
Exons: 1
Coding region: 1-390 (129 amino acids)
Biological process (GO): protein folding
Cellular component (GO): cytoplasm; prefoldin complex
Source: RefSeq, a predicted model, not a curated record